AUGGCUGGCUCCCGUUUCUUUCCAAAAUCUCCUCCCUCGUCUAAUUUUUCGUUCCCGACUCAGAAAGGUUCAGGGGAUCCGACUCGGGCGUCUGUUGUUCAUCUUUUGGCUAGAGCUCAUUCCCUUCCCUGUUCAGCAGCUUCUCAGGCUUUCAUGCAGCUUGUACAGCCUGCUGCGAGGUUUCAGUUAGCUCUUGAUUUGUUGUUGCCUCUCCUUACCUCACCCGCUGAUCUCGCACAACGCAUCCCGGUUUCAUUCAUUCUUUAUUCCAUGUAUGCUCCUUAUCCGAUCUCUCUCAAUCCCUUCAAGUCUGUCUUGUAUGCUACAUUCGUUAAGGAGAGAGAACUCGCCAUAAAAGUUUCUGCUGAGGGCGGGUUCAGCGACAGGGAGCAAUUGGUUUGGGUUCUCUGGAAGAUCCUGAAGGGUGAUGGUAAUGAUAUUGGUCCAUAUUCUCCCAGUACAUUGACAAAAUCCCCACUGCCCCCGGAGUUGAGGGCUUCAAGCCUGUUUUUGGAUGAAGAAACUUUCAUGGAAGCAAAUGACCCUGAUCAUUCCGUUGCCAAAUCCACGAUCACGGCAGGUGAACAAAAGCAAUUUGCCGAGAGAUAUGCUUCCAAGGAUUUGCCACCAUCAGUCCCGCAGGCCACGGAGACCAAGAUUACACCACAAGAAGAUCAAGAAAAUGAACGCAUUGCUCAAGCAAUGAAACUUCUACUCGCAGCUCGUGAUCGAACACUCACACUCACAGAACAACGGACUUUGACGCCUUUAAUACCCCGCCUGACCUCUCCCACGAUGAUAACUUCCGUGGACCUACCGCCCAUCGUUUCGUAUAAUCCUAACCUAGCUUACCAGCUUGUAUCAUCUGUAUAUCUGGAUGCCCUGACGUUACUCCCUCCAACACUCCCAUCAUUUGACCUCCUUGGGCGCCUUCUUCGUGAUACGUCAGCUAUUCUAGAUUAUUCAACCGGUGGCAAAACUACGAUAGCAGACACCGUACGUUCCGAGGUCCUGGGACGCUUUAUUCAUGAGAGUAUCAAGUGGCUCGAUAAUGCCGAGAGAGAAGAACGCGAGGGGCUCGUCAGUGAUGACAGAUUUGCGAAGGGAGUUCAAAAUCUCUGUCGUUUCUACGCCUCAUUGCUCAAGUUCUCGAUCGUGAAUGCCGCUUCUGAUGCAGACUCCACUGAAAUGGCACACUUCACCUUGCGCAACUCUCGGUUCGAAGAGGCAAACGCUCUGUAUUGCAUCUUCGCAUCGGGGAGGUUUUGA
Messenger RNA from Suillus paluster, 1269 nucleotides. RefSeq lists its product as uncharacterized. Gene Ontology annotation, cellular component: CCR4-NOT complex. The record is from RefSeq and is a predicted model, not a curated record. NCBI's taxonomy places the organism in Eukaryota, Fungi, Basidiomycota, Agaricomycetes, Boletales, Suillaceae. Bases 1 to 1269 code for a protein of 422 amino acids. The transcript is spliced from 7 exons.